This is a messenger RNA of Drosophila busckii, 803 nucleotides long. Its product is annotated as protein PDF. The transcript has a single exon. Gene Ontology annotation, molecular function: hormone activity. Gene Ontology annotation, biological process: response to light stimulus. The record is from RefSeq and is a predicted model, not a curated record. Gene Ontology annotation, cellular component: extracellular region. Lineage: Eukaryota; Metazoa; Arthropoda; Insecta; Diptera; Drosophilidae. The coding region runs from base 362 to 661 and encodes 99 amino acids.
GAAACACAUGUCGCCAGUUCUAAUUUAAGAUCUCGCUGUUGAGCAAACAUAUUGGGAAUGACAUUGUGUAGGAUGUUUGUGCAUGACUAUGCCCGACGACGCACAUAAAACGCUGCAUAAUCAAAUAUUGACGAAGAGGCGACUACGGACUCCGGAGCUGUGCUUAUUUGUCUGCGUCUGGCAUAUUUGCUCUGAAACUGAAACUGAAACUGACAAGCCCAAUGCGCAUGAAAUCUCCUGCUGUGAUUUACCUAAGCAAGUGGUUAACUAACCGCUGGAUGAGGGCACUAUAAAAAGCGGUGCAUAUCCUGCUGGAUGCCCAAACGCAAGUUGUAACUGCUGCUGUGCUGAACGAAACAGAAUGGAUCGCAAUUUACUAAGGUUAGCUCUGCUUCUAAUGCUGAGCAGUAUGCACAUCUCAACGCUGCUGGCGGAUGAGGAGCGCUACAUGGAGAAGGACUUCAAUCGGGAUUUAAUGGAUUGGCUCAACAAUGCGGCACGCUAUGCGCCCAUACCCGUGCCCGCUUCGCUUUGCAAGUAUCCCUACCAAAUGCUCAACUCGCUGUCGAUGCCUUUGCCCAUGCGUUUGCCCAAACGCAACUCGGAGCUGAUAAACUCGCUGCUUAGUCUGCCCAAGAAUAUGAACGAAGCUGGCAAGUAGUAGAACGAUGCAAUGGAAUUCAGUUAUAUGGCCCAGAGAACAAAGACGACUUAUGUCCAAGUACAUGUAAAAUUUAAGUAGACGUGCAGCAUAAAAAAAGCCAAAAAAAAAGAAAGAAAGAAAUUGUGUUUCAAACCUUAGU